Messenger RNA from Drosophila willistoni, 2710 nucleotides. Its product is annotated as protein kinase dsk1. Gene Ontology annotation, biological process: regulation of mRNA processing; protein phosphorylation; spliceosomal complex assembly. NCBI's taxonomy places the organism in Eukaryota, Metazoa, Arthropoda, Insecta, Diptera, Drosophilidae. The record is from RefSeq and is a predicted model, not a curated record. The transcript is spliced from 2 exons. Gene Ontology annotation, molecular function: ATP binding; protein kinase activity. Bases 17 to 2575 code for a protein of 852 amino acids.
UAUAUAGUAUAUAAAAAUGUUAGGCAUUGAUCGUAUUGCCAAAAUGUCAAUGGAACAUAAUUUCGCAAGCAAUCGCAAUGGAAUUGACGAUGAGGUUGACGUUGAGGAAUUCUGUAGCUUCACUUCAAAGUCAUCUGUAACGUCACCACCAAGUCAAAUGGAUCAUAGGAUGAGUUAUUAUGAUUGUGAAGAGGAUACACAGCAAAUGCCAAUGAUAGAAGAAGAGGAGAAUGAGGAGGGAGAGGAGGAGCAGCAACAGCAGCUACAGAAUGAGAAGUUGAUGGCGGUGAAGGAGGAGGAGGAAGAGGAAGAUGCGAAUUUGGAACUUUACCAUCGACGAUCCAAGUCGCUGGAGAAUUUUCACUUAACACAGACUAAUGCAACCGAAUCAACCGAAUUCCAUGAACAUAGCCAGAGAAAAAAUUAUGGAGAUGAUGGUGACGACGACGACGGCAAUGACGACCAUGAUAACCAUGAUGACCAUGAUGACCAAAAUGAUAAUGAUGACCAUGACGACCAUGACGACCAUGACGACCAUGAUGAUGAUGGUGAGGCGGCAGAAGUAGACGAGGAACAUAGUCAAAAUACUAAUGGCGAGGAAAGUCCAAGCGAAUAUCGCGUGGGUGGCUAUCAUCCUAUUGCUAUUGGGGAUAUCUUUCAGAAUCGUUAUUACACAUUGCGAAAACUUGGUUGGGGACAUUUCUCUACAGUUUGGCUAUGCUACGAUGCGAGAUGUGAACGCUAUUGCGCCAUAAAGGUGGUAAAGUCGGCAGAGCAUUUCACCGAAACGGGACGAGAUGAGAUACGUUUGUCCCGCACCAUAUCCAAUCGUAAUUGGCAUCCAUUGCGUCAACGGUUGAUCGAAUUGAUAGAUUUUUUCUAUAUAAGCGGUCCGAAUGGUACCCAUUUGUGUCUAGUCUUUGAGGCAUUGGGCGAAAAUCUCCUGAGUUUGAUUCAACGUUCCCGCUAUCAGGGCUUGCCACUGUGGAAUGUUAAGCAGAUUGCCAAACAGGUAUUAGAGGGCCUAUGCUUUUUGCACACCCAAUGCUCCAUAAUACACACCGAUUUGAAGCCCGAGAACGUGCUCCUGAUGGUUGAUGAUUACACAUUUCGUACGCAGGCGAAUGAUGCAGCUGAAACGUAUUUGAAGAAUCAUGCCCAUCUUUACAAUAGCACAGCAAAUGGCAAUAUUGGUAAUGCUAAUUGUAGUAAAUGUAAUAGUAGUAAUAGCAAUAGAAGUAGACAGCAUAAUAAUGGCAUAACUGCUACAAUGAUGCGUCCCUCCUGCCCGCACAAUGAGGAGGGGGAGGAGGGAGGUGAUCAUCGCAACAGCGAUUCCAAACUCACAAAAACGGCUAAAAGACGUCUACGUUCGAAAAUCAAGCGGAGUAUUAACUUUUUUCAAUCUCAUCGGCUUAUGUUGCGACAACGUGGCAUUGACGAUCUACUUCAUCUGGCCACCAGGGGCCUGUUGACCCCCACUAUGGCUGCCUCGUGUGUGCGUGGCAAUUUAUCAUAUUUGCCCUUCACAUUCGAUAAUCUGAUCAUAUUAGAUGACAAGGACAUGGAACAAUUGAAGAAAUUGACCAUGAUCGAACGAGUUGGUGAUAUGCCAUCGAAAGAUGCAAUCGAAGAGAAACCCAGUUCUUCGAGUCGUACAACAUUGUUGAAAAAACAUCUGCUUAAAUGCGAGAAUUCUCGAAAAAAUGAAAGCUUUAAACAUUUGGAAUCAUGCUCGAAAAUGUUAAAACUUCUUAUGACCAGUCCGGAGAAAUUUAUGCGAUAUGUGAAAAAGCGUAUAGAGGAAAAGACCAAGUCGUCGGUGCAUAAGCUCCCUUCUGCAAUUCCUAGACUGAAACAAUCUCCAAGGAAUGGACUAGCCGCCAACAGCACCGCAACCUUCAGUGAAUUCUUUCCAUUGAGUGCACAUAAUAAGGAGUUACCCGAACCCGGUAUCAAUUUAAUAUCACGCAAGGAUCCUGCCACAGAGCCGUGUAAAUUGAGUGUUAAGAUCGCCGAUAUUGGUAAUGCCUGCUGGUUCCAUCACCAUUUCACCGAUGAUAUACAAACCCGGGAAUAUCGUGCCGUCGAAGUCAUUUUGGGUGCCGGCUAUGAUGAAACGGCGGACGUAUGGAGUGCUGCAUGUUUGUUUUGGGAAGUGGCAACCGGUGAUUAUCUCUUUGAUCCGCACUUAACGCGUGAGGCAGACGCCUCACAGGAUGAGGCCCACAUAGCAAAUAUCAUCGAGACCUGCGGCCGUAUACCUGAAGAACUAAUUAGUUAUGGCGACUAUGCAUCUGCAAUUUUUGAAGGUCGCGAAUUGCGAAACGUGAAAGAUUUGCGUCCACGAUCCUUGACUAAUGUGCUAAUCGACCGCUAUCGUUGGCCCGACAAGGAUGCCGAAGAGUUUGUUGCAUUUCUAAUGCCCAUGCUUCAAACAGAUCCCAGGCUUCGGGUUAGUGCUGCCAAUGCUAUGCACCACAAGUGGUUAAAGCUGGAAAAGGAUGAUCGGGAUGAGGUUACUGAUAAAAAGGAGUCCAAGUUGAGCUCCGGCCAAGAAGAAACUACUUCCUAGGGAGCUCCGUCGCAAACCCGUAUAGCAAAAUUACAAAUUACAAUUGGAUUUGCUUAUUACUUGUGAACAAUUAGAAACUGAAAAAAGAAAUUGUAAUAAAGUGCUAAUGUAUUAAUCAAUGUUAGCUCAAAAUGA